AUGGAAAGCUGCAAAACAUUUAAAAAUUUGCUAAUAUAUUUUGAUUAUCUAGUAAAACCAUACGAAUUUAAAUUGCACAAUGAUAAGAGAAAUGGAACUAUUUGUGGAGGUAUUUUUUCAUUGAUCCUUCUAAGUGUACUAACAUUUUAUUUUGUUGUGACUAUAGAAUAACUGUAAACAUAAGAUAAUAAUAAUUAUAUAUCAUACAUUGAUUCUUCGCAAAGCAAAAGUGAUUAAAUAUAAGUAACUGAAAAUGAAAUUCAAUUAGCUUUUUUUAUUAGCAUAGAGAAUAGUUCAAUCAAUUAAGAGCAGCAAAAUUUAAUUAUUAGGGAAUAUUUGUCUGGCUAAAAUCAACAAUCUCCAUUAUUUGGUUCUAAAUCAAAUAUUAAACUUCUACAUAUUUAAAAAAAUAACAACUAAGUUUUGUAAAAUAACCUAUAAAUUGUUGAAUGUUCUUCUGACAGCAGCAAUCAAAGCUAAAUUAGUAAACUUUUUUCUUCUGUUAAAUAUCCCAUGUUUUGCUUAUCUGGGUAAUUUCAAUUACAAAACCAAUUUUAUUAAACAAAUUAUACCUAUUUGAGCUUUGAAUUCGACUUAGAUAAUAAUGAUUUAGCAACUAUAUUUCCUAACUCUAACAUAUACUUAAAUAUGAUAUACAAUGAUGAUUCAUACUAAGUUAACGGAAAUCAAUUUUAGUAAUCUCCAAAUUAUUAAUUUAAUUGA
Molecule: messenger RNA, 723 nt
Organism: Tetrahymena thermophila SB210
Lineage: Eukaryota; Ciliophora; Oligohymenophorea; Hymenostomatida; Tetrahymenidae
Product: transmembrane protein, putative
Exons: 2
Source: RefSeq, a predicted model, not a curated record